Molecule: messenger RNA, 3330 nt
Organism: Neoarius graeffei (lesser salmon catfish)
Lineage: Eukaryota; Metazoa; Chordata; Actinopteri; Siluriformes; Ariidae
Gene: slc35d3
Product: solute carrier family 35 member D3
Exons: 2
Coding region: 287-1537 (416 amino acids)
Cellular component (GO): Golgi apparatus
Molecular function (GO): antiporter activity
Source: RefSeq, a predicted model, not a curated record
CUCCAGCGCGCGCGCGCACACAAUUUUUUUCCCCCUCUGUAAACCCUUGCAGAGUGUGGGGAGAGUGUAGAAUGAGAUAACAGGGCUGCAGGAAAUCCCCGGGAUUGGUGUCACCGGGACAGUGGGAUGUGUGAGUGGAUUUGGACUUUGGGUUUGAUGCAGCAUUUCGGAGAAACUUCACCUGCCAAGUCUCCUUUACAGCUCUGCAUUUUCUCCAAUAACUUACACAUUCUGGAGCAGGAAGGAGACUGAAAAACAAAAUAAAAAAAAGAAAAGAAAGCACACGAUGGAAGUGUGUAAAGGGAGACUACUGGGCAUCUCGGUGGCGAUCGCGCACGGCGUUUUCUCCGGUUCGCUCAAUAUCCUGCUGAAGUUCCUCAUCACCACGUACCACUUCACGUAUCUGACCCUGAUCCAGUUUCUGACCAGCUUCACUGCGGUGAUCACGCUGGAGGUCCUGCGCCGGGUUGGUGCCUUGAACAUCCCGCCGCCGAGCGCGCGCCUGGCCCGGGUGUUCGCCGGUGUGUGCGCGCUCUCCACGCUGCAGUCCACGCUCACCCUGUGGUCUCUGCGCGGCCUCAGCCUGCCUAUGUACGUGGUGUUUAAACGCUGCUUGCCGCUCGUCACGCUGGCUGUCGGGGUGUGUGUGCUGCGUGACGGAGCGCCGUCAGUCGGGGUCACCGUGGCUGUGUUCAUCACCACCUGCGGAGCGGCACUGGCGGGUGCAGGAGAUCUCACAGGCGACCCUUUUGGCUAUGUGACUGGCGUUUUAGCUGUCAUUAUCCAUGCCUCAUACUUGGUACUCAUCCAAAAGACAAGUGUGGAUAGUGAGUACGGCCCACUGACAGCUCAGUACAUUAUCGCCUUGGUGGCCUCACCCGUGCUGCUUGUCUGCUCCCUCGUGAGCAUGGACGCCAUCAACAUGUGGACCUACGAGGGCUGGAAUAAUCCAUUAAUCACAGGAAUCUUCUGCAUCUGUGUUGUGAUUGGCUGCGCCAUGAAUUUCACCACGCUGCAUUGUACGUACAUCAACUCAGCAGUGACCACCAGCUUCGUGGGAGUGGUAAAGAGCAUCGCUACCAUCACUGUAGGCAUGCUGGCCUUCAGUGACGUUGAGCCCACCAACCUGUUCAUAGCCGGCGUGGUGGUCAACACCAUUGGCUCCAUCACCUACUGCAUAGUGAAGUAUUACGAGACCAAGAAGAAGCUCAGCUACCAGGAUAUGGACAAGGCCAUGAAGGACGAGGAACCACCCGGAGAACCAUACGUGGAACCUCCUUCCAAACCAGAUGGAGAUGUGGAGAGAUUUCCAAACGGCUGCAUGACUGAAUCAUUGGAGGAUAGUGGCCCGGGUCAUGUGUGUGACAAUAAAGUUCCAGAGUCUAUAGAGUUACAAACAUCAGCACUGGCGCCAGAGAGCGAAUCUGAAAACCAGAAUUUAAGUGACAAUUUUGUGGGCGUGUGGAGAUCAGUGCGCACCUUAAAGUUCCUUAAGAAAGACACUUUACUGGACAAUAUGGAGGUGCAGACUCCUUGAUGAAGGUUAAGAGAGAUGCAUGCCAAGUUAAAAUAUUCUCACAGAUUAACUAUGUGAGGAAUGCAAGUGGAAUGUUGCCUUUUAUUACUCAUUCUCUUCAACCUGGACUUGUGGAAAGCGAAUAUUUUUUAAAAACAACUUAUAUGUUUCUAUGUUGGCUGAAACCAUAUAUUGGCUGUUUUUAAGAAAGGGACUUUUAUGAUGACUAAUCAAUUGAUCAACAGUCUCAGUAACUUGUAUGGCAGUUGACUGAUCCACAUUAAAGGAGUGCUUCUUCAAAAAAUGAAAUUUAUAGUUUUACUUGCUGGUGCAACUGCACCAGAUGCAUUUGAUCAGCCAAGACAUAUUUGCUGUCUGAAGUUUGCUUAUUUAGUUUUGACAAAUGUAGCUAAUAAGUAAUAGAUGUCUCCUUCAAAACCCUUUUCUGUAAAUAUCUGCCUCAACCCUCACUCAGGUCUUCAGUGACAUACUUGCUGAUGACACAGUGUAAAUUACAGACUCCCUGUAAUCAAAAAACAUGAACAAGAUUCACACUGAAAACUUGGCAGCCAUCUUGGAUAACCCAAAAUCACUUUCCUCCUUUGUGAGGUUUGUAUCUCUACUGAAAUUGAGAUGCACUGAAAUUUUGCUCAUACGCUCUUAGAAAAGGUUGAUUCAAGUGAUUAAGGAUUAUGGGUUCCAGAAGAAUUCUACUUAUAAUGCAUUUUUUUUUCAGCUAAACACUGUUGUAAGGCACUCUUUAAUGUUUUUCCAGAGCGACAAGUAAAGAACCCUUCAAGGUUCUACAUUUUCUAAAGUAGCUGUAUUAUAUUCUAGACCAGAUGUAUUCAAACUUUUUCCCAAUGAGAUCCACUUCUCAGUUUUUGGAGAAUUUGUCAAUACUGUAAGAUAUACAUAUUAAAAAGGCCAUUUUGACCAUUUUCGGCUGAAACGUUUCGAUAAACACAAACAUUAUCCAUUUACCUUGUCAGAAAGUGCAGGCGCUGCAUCAGUAUCUUUCAAGCAUGGGAUAAAACAUUACAAACAUGAAAUGGAGAAGAGGCAGGGCUUCCAGAGAGUGUCAGUUAAUAUCAGAGAGUUCAAAAUACCUGUCCAAAUCUCAGUUGGCUCUGCUGUUUUUAUUAUGGGGGGGGAAGGCUGCUCUUUUGGUGUAUUUUCCAACAUAUGCAAAUGUUAAAAUGUGGUUGGCAGGUCUAAUACAGUCCGUCUCACUCUCUGUUCUAGACAAAUCAUUUUAACGUUUUAUAUUUUGUAAAUAUAUUUUUCAGCUCCAUUUUAUGAAGUAAAGUCCUCAGAAAAUAAAGUACAUUAUUGUACCUUUAAGCGUACAUUGGCUUGUCACUGGGGCAGGACCCUCUAAGGUACUUAUUUAUACUAUUUCUGUACUGCUUGGGAAAAUAUAUGUACCUUUUUGACUCUAAAAGUUAAACCCUAAAACACAUGGUUACCUUGAAGUCCAGUAACGAACCCUAGGGGGUACAUUAGUGUAGACUGUACCUUAAGGGACAGAAAUGGAUUCCUACUGUACCCGUUUCUGAAAGUGAAAAGAUUUAUUUUUCAAGAAUAAUUUUAGAUUAUCUUUAAUUUUUUUGAUUAUGCAAUAAUUAAUAAUUUUUAAAAGUAUAAAAAUUAAAACACUCUUGCAUUAAUGGAAUGGUAUAGAAAUAUAAUUAAUGAUAAAAAAUGAUGGUCUGUUUGUACCAAGAAUUUUUAUUUCAUUGUCUCCGUAACAGUUUGGCAUCAUUUCAGGAUCCCAGUGUUUGAAGGAGAAACUGCAGCAGAAAGCUGGUCGU